CCUCUAUUGCCCAGGCUGGAGUGCAGUGGUGUAAACAUAGCUCCCUGCAGUUGCAAAUUCCUGGGCUCAAGUGAUCCUUCCAUCUCAGCCUCCCGAGUAGCUGGGACUACAGGUGUCCACCACCAUGCCUGGCUAAUGACCUCUUCUUUUGUAGAUACAUCAGCUACAUGGAAGCAGGAAACCAAACAGGAUUUUUAGAGUUUAUCCUUCUCGGACUCUCUGAGGAUCCAGAACUACAGCCGUUCAUAUUUGGGCUGUUCCUGUCCAUGUACCUGGUCACGGUGCUGGGGAACCUGCUCAUCAUCCUGGCCAUCGGCUCUGACUCCCGCCUCCACACCCCCAUGUACUUCUUCCUCUCCAACCUGUCCUGGGUUGACAUCUGUUUCAGCACUUGCAUCGUCCCCAAGAUGCUGGUGAACAUCCAGACCGAGAACAAAGCCAUCUCCUACAUGGACUGCCUCACACAGGUCUAUUUCUCCAUGUUUUUUCCUAUUCUGGACACGCUACUCCUGACCGUGAUGGCCUAUGACCGGUUUGUGGCUGUCUGCCACCCUCUGCACUAUAUGAUCAUCAUGAACCCCCGCCUCUGUGGCCUCCUGGUUUUCGUCACCUGGCUCAUUGGUGUCACGACAUCCUUCCUCCAUAUUUCUCUGAUGAUGCAUCUAAUCUUCUGUAAAGAUUUUGAAAUUCCACAUUUUUUCUGCGAACUGACGUACAUCCUCCAGCUGGCCUGCUCUGAUACCUUCCUGAACAGCACGUUGAUAUACUUUAUGACGGGUGUGCUGGGCGUUUUUCCCCUCCUUGGGAUCAUUUUCUCUUAUUCACGAAUUGCUUCAUCCAUAAGGAAGAUGUCCUCAUCUGGGGGAAAACAAAAAGCACUUUCCACCUGUGGGUCUCACCUCUCCGUCGUUUCUUUAUUUUAUGGGACAGGCAUUGGGGUCCACUUCACUUCUGCGGUGACUCACUCUUCCCAGAAAAUCUCCGUGGCCUCGGUGAUGUACACUGUGGUCACCCCCAUGUUGAACCCCUUCAUCUACAGCCUGAGGAACAAGGAUGUGAAGGGAGCCCUGGGGAGUCUCCUCAGCAGGGCAGCCUCUUGUUUGUGAUGGAUCCCUUGGCCCCAGGACUAAGAAGUUUUGUGAGCACCAAUGGCAAAAAUGUUUUAUUUUGAAAUUCUUACUCUUUAAAAUUAAAAAAAUGUUUUUAUACUUUGAGAGUACAAAUGCAGAUUUCUUAACAUGCAUUUGCAUAAGGGUGAAGUCUGAGCUUUUGGCGUACCAAUUACCUGAAUAGUGAACAUAAGGCACUUUUUUUUUUUUUUUUUGAGACGGAGUCUCACUCUGUCUCCCAGUCUGGAGUGCAGUGGAGUGAUCUCGGCUCACUGCAACCUCCGCCUCCCGGGUUCAAGUGAUUCUUCUGCCU
This is a messenger RNA of Pan troglodytes (chimpanzee), 1422 nucleotides long. It is a transcript of the gene OR7D2, whose product is annotated as olfactory receptor family 7 subfamily D member 2. Gene Ontology annotation, cellular component: membrane. Gene Ontology annotation, biological process: G protein-coupled receptor signaling pathway. The coding region runs from base 168 to 1106 and encodes 312 amino acids. The transcript has a single exon. The record is from RefSeq and is a predicted model, not a curated record. NCBI's taxonomy places the organism in Eukaryota, Metazoa, Chordata, Mammalia, Primates, Hominidae. Gene Ontology annotation, molecular function: olfactory receptor activity; G protein-coupled receptor activity.